Messenger RNA from Fusarium sp. VM40, 1728 nucleotides. The record is from the annotation of a GenBank genome assembly. NCBI's taxonomy places the organism in Eukaryota, Fungi, Ascomycota, Sordariomycetes, Hypocreales, Nectriaceae.
AUGUGGCUCCUCCGCCUCCAAGAUGACGCCUCUUCGCUUCUUACGCGCUUCUUACGCCUCUCAGGCAUCGUGCUGGCCGUGUUGCUCAUGCACGCAUUUCGCAAAGGGUACCAAGUCCGCAAGAAAUUUCAGGCUCUCAAAGAUGAAGGAAUCCCCAUCAUGAAACAUUCCAUGAUUCUUGGCCACCUCGAAGUUGUUGGAAAGCUCGUCUCCAGUCUUCCUCCUGACGCUCACGGCGACUAUAUGAUGAUUAAAAUCCGCGAAAACUGGCGUGAACUUUUCCCUCAAUGUACCAAAUGCCCACCCGUUACCUAUAUCGACACCUGGCCUUUUACUCCUCCCAUGGUGAUUUCGCUCGAUGCGAAUGUUUCGUCUCAGUUCACACAAGAACACUCUUUGCCCAAAGCCCAUGAGCAGAAGCAUGUUCUCUAUCCAUUGACCAAGAACCAAGACCUUUCUUCGAUGGAAGGAGCUCAAUGGAGGGCCUGGCGUAAGAGCCUGAGCCCUGGUUUCAGUGUGCAAACCAUCACCAGUCGUAUCCCAGAUAUUGUCGAGGAGGUUGAGGAUUUUGCAAACGUCCUCAAGAGUAAAGCGGGUAAGAAUGGAGAAUGGGGGGAUGUCUUCUCCUUUGAAACGGCCACCACCAAUCUCGCUCUAGAUGUCAUUAUCCGAUUCUUUCUUUCGGCGCUGUGCGUUGCUCUGCAAGACACCAUCUCUCGAAUGUACUUCUUCGUCAAUAUCGCCAACUUCAUCCAUUACUAUAAUCCGUGGCGUCACUUCAAACUUUGGAAGAACUAUCGUACUCUUGCCAACACUCUUACCCCUGGAGUGCAACAGCGUAUGGAUGUACUUCAGAAGGAUCGCUCCGUGAAAGGGAAGACAUUGGUCGAUCUCAUCGUCCAGGCCCUUGAUGCAGAGAAAGCCGAACAAAAGGCUGUGGUCCAAGAGAACAGUGAUUCUCCAGCCGCAGAGCUCGAUGCCGACUUCGUCAAGAUGGCCAUUGGUCAAAUCAACACGUUCCUAUUCGCAGGAUUUGAUACCACAGCAGCGACUUUAUCCUGGCUCUUCCGUUUGCUCUGCCAAUACCCAGAGGUUUUAGCCAAACUUCGGGAGGAGCAUGACACUGUUCUAGGACCAGACGCCUGGGGCGCCUCAGACGUAUUGAGAAGAGAUCCUCAGUUGCUCAACCAGCUGCCAUAUACCCUUGCUGUACUGCGCGAGUCGAUGCGAUAUCGUACCAAUAUUGGCACUAUGCGUCGCGGCGAACAAGGCUUCUUUCUCGUAGGCCCUCCAGGCUCCGGUCCUGGAUUUGAAGGAAAGAAAUUACCCACUGAUGGCUUCAUCGUCUGGGAUGGCAAUUUUGCAGCUCAUCACGACCCUGAGCUCUGGCACAGACCGGGCGAGUUUCUACCGGAGCGGUUUCUUAUCACUGAUCCCCAAGAUCCUCUAUUUCCGCCACCCAAUGGCUGGCGGUCGUUCUCAGCAGGUCCACGAAACUGCAUCGGUCAGAACCUUGUUUAUCUCGAAGCCAAAUUAGCCAUGGCGCUUGUGGUCAGAUGCUUCGAUAUCGAGUGUGCGUGGGAGAAGUGGGACCUAAAGAACGGUACUCAUGAUUCUGGCAAAGCACCUCCAACGGUUUGGGGUGAUCGCUGUUAUCAGGUUGGAACAGAUAGUCCACCUCGAGUCAAGGAUGGUAUGCCAGUCCAUGUCAGGAUCCGCACACAGUAA